AUGGAUAGAGGUGAUGCUGAGCUGGGGAUCCGAGCAGCACUAACUGCUUAUCGGAUCCGAGAAGCAAGGACUUGGAACAUUGAGAGAAACGAACAGGAGCGGCUUGCAGAGGAUAUGGGAGUUGCAAUGAGAUCUGUGAUACGAAGUUGGAAGAAGAAGGAGAAGGAGGAGGAGGAAGAGGGGGUUUAUUCUAUAGCCCCUAGUUUUGCGUCCUUGCAAGUGUUGGUCCAAUGCUUGGCAUCACCGGAGGUUGAUAUUCCGGUCAGUGCUCUUGGCUUAGGACCAGUCAGCCCUGCUGAUAUCAGGAAGGCCUCUAAACAACUGAAACCACAGGUCAUCAUGGCCUUUAAAGUGGAGGUGACUCCAGAGGCGAGUCAACUAGCUGAAGCAUUCCGAGUCAAAAUCAUCUCUGGCGACUCCGUUGAAGACAUGUGCCAACAGUUUAAGGACGAGUUGGGAGAGAAGGAGGAGGCACGGAGUGAUAGCGAUGAAGAAGUCUCCCCGUGCGUUCUCUCCAUCUUACCCAAGUUUGUGCUCAACAAGGAAGACCCGAUUGUCGUGGGAGUAUCUGUAGUUGAGGGUUUAGUUCAGGUAGGGACUCCCUUAUGCGUUCCACGCACACACAGAGGGUUUAUAUAUAUUGGACGGGUUGCAUGGAUUGAGAAGGAUCAGAGACCCGUCGAGGUUGCUAGGGAAGGCGAUACCGUGAUUAUCAAGAUUGUUGAUGCUGACCCCAAAACACAACAAGCGAUGUUGGGAAGGGAAUUUGACGUCGCAGAUGUGCUUCUCAGUCGCAUCCCAAGGAGACAUGUCUACUACCAUUUCAUCAUUCCAAGCUAA
Microthlaspi erraticum is the source of this 840-nucleotide messenger RNA. The record is from the annotation of a GenBank genome assembly. Lineage: Eukaryota; Viridiplantae; Streptophyta; Magnoliopsida; Brassicales; Brassicaceae.